This is a messenger RNA of Kuraishia capsulata CBS 1993, 1179 nucleotides long. RefSeq lists its product as uncharacterized. Bases 1 to 1179 code for a protein of 392 amino acids. Gene Ontology annotation, molecular function: pyridoxal phosphate binding; cystathionine gamma-lyase activity. The record is from RefSeq and is a predicted model, not a curated record. Lineage: Eukaryota; Fungi; Ascomycota; Pichiomycetes; Pichiales; Pichiaceae. The transcript has a single exon. Gene Ontology annotation, biological process: transsulfuration. Gene Ontology annotation, cellular component: cytoplasm.
AUGUCAGGAUUUGGAACAAGAGCAGUGCACGCCGGAUCGGGCCAUGACGCCCAGACCGGUGCUGUCAUCCCAGCUAUCUCACUCUCAACUACCUUCGCUCAAAGUGCUCCAUCGGUGCCAAUUGGCAAGUACGAGUACUCCAGAUCUGACAACCCAAACAGAGAUGGCUUCGAGACUGUUGUAGCCUCGCUUGAAAACGCCAAGUAUGCCCUUGGUUUUGCCUCUGGUUCUGCUGCUAUUGCCGUCAUCCUGCACACCUUGACUCUCGGUGACCACGUUGUCAGUGUCUCCGAUGUCUACGGCGGUACCCACAGAUACUUCACCAAGGUGGCCAACCACAGUGGUAUUAACGUGUCUUUCUCCGGUGAUCUCGAGAAGGAGCUGCCAACUCUCCUAAACGAGAAGACCAAGCUGGUCUGGAUUGAAACUCCAUCUAACCCAACCUUAUCGCUGACCGAUAUCUCCAAGAUCAAGUCCAUCAUUGUGGACUACCAGGCCAAGCACCCCACCCAAAAGAUUAGUCUUGUCGUUGACAACACCUUCUUGUCGCCAUACAUCCAGACCCCUCUGGACCACGGUGCUGACAUCGUCAUGCACUCCGUCACCAAGUACCUUAACGGUCACUCUGACGUUGUCAUGGGUGUUGCUGCCACUAACGACGAUGCCAUUGCUGAGCGCUUGAGAUUCUUCCAGAAUGCCAUUGGUGCCAUUCCAUCACCUUUCGACUCGUGGUUAGCACACCGUGGUUUGAAGACCUUGCACUUGCGUGUGAGACAAGCCUCCAACAACGCCAACGCCAUCGCUAAAUACCUCGCUGCAUCAGACAAAGUCCUCAAAGUCAACUACCCCGGUCUUGAGAACCACCCACAGAGAGGUAUCUUUUUGAAGCAACACAACCACGGUCUUGGUGGUGGAAUGAUUUCCUUCAGAAUCAAGGGCGGUAAGGAGGCUGCUUCCAAGUUCACUUCUUCGACUAAGAUCUUCACUUUGGCCGAGUCCCUUGGUGGUGUUGAGUCUUUGUUAGAGGUUCCUUCCAUUAUGACCCACGGUGGUAUUCCUGUGGCCGAGAGAGAGGCCAACGGAAUCUUUGACGACUUGAUCAGAUUGAGUUGUGGUAUUGAAGAUGAGGAGGACCUGAUCGCCGACAUUAAACAGGCCCUCGAAGCUGCUACCAACUAA